Molecule: messenger RNA, 1164 nt
Organism: Sebastes umbrosus (honeycomb rockfish)
Lineage: Eukaryota; Metazoa; Chordata; Actinopteri; Perciformes; Sebastidae
Exons: 2
Coding region: 1-1164 (387 amino acids)
Source: RefSeq, a predicted model, not a curated record
AUGAACUCCAGAAUCCAAGCCCUGGAGUCCGUGUUGGCAUCCCCAGCAAGCCGGGCUCUUCUAAACACAGACGGGCCAUCCACCUCUAUGGCUGCGGCACCACCAACGUGGUCUGCGUUCGCGCCGCAGAUCGAUGACGUCAUUCCAUCGAGCUUCGAUGACAUCACAGUCCCGCGGAGAUCUCUGGGAAGUGCAGUCCAAAUCUCCACCGGGGCGCAUGGAGGGCCAGGGAGGUCUGCCUGGUGUGGUCAUUUUGGGGUCUUUACUGAUGCGCUUCCCUUAGGCAAUGUUAUUAGAAAACACUCCAUAAACUUUCAUUGUUAUGCAGAUGAUACCCAAUUAUAUCUAUCGAUCAAGCCAGACGAAACAAACCAGUUAACUAAACUUCAAGCAUGCCUUAAGGACAUAAAAACCUGGAUGACCUGCAAUUUCCUGAUGUUAAACUCAGACAAAACUGAAGUUAUUGUACUUGGCCCUGAACGCCUCCGAAACAAAUUAUCUAAUGAUAUAGUUACUCUAGAUGGCAUUGCCCUGGCCUCCAGCACCACCGUAAGGAAUCUGGGAGUUAUCUUUGAUCAGGAUAUGCCCUUUAACUCCCACAUAAAACAAACCUCAAGGACUGCCUUCUUUCAUCUACGUAACAUUGCGAAGAUCAGGCACAUCCUGUCUCAAAAUGAUGCAGAAAAAUUAGUCCAUGCAUUUGUUACCUCUAGACUAGAUUACUGCAACUCCUUAUUAUCAGGCAGCUCCAAUAAGUCUCUUAAGACUCUCCAGUUGAUCCAGAAUGCUGCAGCACGUGUACUGACAAGAACUAGGAAAAGAGAUCAUAUUACUCCUGCAUUAGUUUCUCUGCACUGGCUCCCUGUAAAAUCCAGAAUAGAAUUUAAAAUCGUCCUCCUCACCUACAAAGUGCUAAACGGUAAGGCCCCAUCAUAUCUUAAAGAGCUCAUAGUACCCUAUUACCCCACUAGAGCUCUGCGCUCCCAGAAUGCAGGGUUACUUGAGGUUCCUAGAGUCUCCAAAAGUAGAAUGGGAGCCAGAGCCUUCAGUUAUCAAGUUCCUCUUCUGUGGAACCAGCUCCCAGUUUCAGUCCGGGAGGCAGACACCCUCUCUACAUUUAAGAGUAGGUUUAAGACUUUCCUCUUUGAUAACGCUUAUAGUUAG